This is a messenger RNA of Myxocyprinus asiaticus (Chinese sucker), 6698 nucleotides long. RefSeq names its product low density lipoprotein receptor-related protein 5 (gene lrp5). NCBI's taxonomy places the organism in Eukaryota, Metazoa, Chordata, Actinopteri, Cypriniformes, Catostomidae. The record is from RefSeq and is a predicted model, not a curated record. Gene Ontology annotation, molecular function: protein binding. Bases 126 to 4979 code for a protein of 1617 amino acids. The transcript is spliced from 24 exons.
UAUUGCAGUAGGCUGGAAGAGUCUCGCGGACGUAAAAAAAAAAAAAAAGUACCGACUGAUCGCCCUAAACUUGGAUUCCAAACUUUCUCCUAACACAAAUACCUCGAAGAAAUGGAGCUGGGAUUAUGGAAUUAAGGCUCGGAGCGCGUGCGAUGGAGAUUUUAUUGCUGCAACUGCUGCUUUGUUGUAGUCUGACUGUGAUUCGGGGUUCUCCCUUGCUGCUCUUUGCAAACCGGCGAGAUGUCCGACUGGUGGAUGCAGAGGCAGGCCGGUCGGAGUCUGCCGUGGUCGUCAGUGAUCUGGAGGACGCUGCAGCGGUUGACUUCCUUUUCUCAGAGGGACUGAUAUUUUGGACUGACGUCAGUGAAGAGGCCAUUAAACAGACCCACUACAACCUCUCUUCUAUCUCUAUUAAGGAUGCCACACUGGGCAAAGGGCAGACAGUGGUGGUAUCAGGUCUGGAUUCCCCUGAUGGCUUAGCCUGCGAUUGGCUCGGGCGCAAACUCUACUGGACUGACUCUGAAACGAACCGCAUUGAAGUGGCCAACCUGGACGGUACCUCUCGCAAAGUGCUCUUCUGGCAAGAUCUUGACCAACCCAGGGCAAUUGCACUCAACCCUGCCCAUAGGUACAUGUAUUGGACAGACUGGGGGGAGGAGCCAAGAAUAGAAAGGGCAGGCAUGGAUGGCAGCAGUCGGCAAAUCAUUGUGCAGAAGCAAAUCUAUUGGCCGAAUGGAUUGACCAUCGAUCUCGAGGAGCAGAAACUCUAUUGGGCGGACGCCAAACUCAGCUUCAUCCACAGAGCCAACUUGGACGGGACUGCUCGGGAGGCCGUUGUGGAGGGAUCGCUCACCCAUCCAUUCGCCCUCACUCUUUACGACCAAACGCUCUACUGGACCGACUGGCAGACCCGCUCCAUUCACGCCUGCAACAAACACACCGGAGAGAAGCGAAGAGAAAUUCUUGGCGGCAUUUACUCCCCGAUGGACAUCCAGGUGCUGGGCCAAGAGAGGCAGCCCAACAUUCAAACCCCAUGCAGUGAAGGAAACGGAGGCUGUUCCCACCUGUGUCUUCUCUCCCCCGUACCACCCUUCUACAGCUGUGCCUGUCCGACUGGAGUUAAACUCAAAGAGGACGGAAAGACCUGCAGGCCAGGGGCGGAACAGGUUCUUUUACUUGCUCGUCGCACUGACCUCCGCCGGAUCUCUCUGGACUUGCCUGACUUCACGGAUAUCGUCCUACAAGUCAGUGACAUCCGCCAUGCAAUCGCCAUCGACUACGACCCGGUGGAAGACUACGUUUACUGGACAGACGAUGAGGUCAGGUCCAUCCGCCGUGCCCGUAUCGAUGGCAGUGAUUCCCAGACGCUAGUCACCAAUGAAAUCAAACAUCCUGAUGGAAUUGCCGUGGAUUGGGUGGCACGCAACCUCUACUGGACAGACACAGGCACCGACCGCAUCGAGGUCACAAGACUAAAUGGUACUUCUCGACGUGUCCUCAUAUCAGAGAACCUGGAUGAACCGAGAGCUAUCGUGUUGGAUCCUGUUAAUGGGUACAUGUACUGGACAGACUGGGGGGAGAUGCCCAAAAUUGAACGAGCAAACCUGGAUGGCACAGACCGCGUUGUUCUGUUGAACACCUCCCUUGGCUGGCCCAACGGCUUAGCCAUUGACUACAUUGCAGGAAAGCUUUACUGGGGUGAUGCCAAAACGGAUAAAAUUGAGGUAAUACAUGUAGAUGGCACUAAUAGGAUGACCAUUCUAGAGGACAAACUGCCUCAUAUCUUUGGCUUUACGCUGCUGGGAGAAUAUAUCUACUGGACAGACUGGCAGAGGAGGAGCAUAGAAAGAGUUCACAUCACCAACGCCACCCGUGAGGUCAUCGUCGAGCAGCUUCCUGACCUCAUGGGUCUCAAAGCCACGAAAGUCACAGAAACUUCUGGCACCAAUGGCUGUGCAGAAAACAAUGGCGGCUGCAGUCAUCUGUGUUUCCAUCGACCUCAAGGUCUGAGCUGCGCCUGCCCAAUGGGCCUAGAGCUUCUGAGUGAUUUAAGGACGUGUGUGGUGCCAGAGGCCUUCCUGCUCUUCACCAACCGCGCUGACAUCCGCAGCAUCUCGCUGGGCACCAACAGCAACGAUGUGCCCAUUCCGCUCACUGGGGUCAAGGAGGCCUCUGCACUUGACUUUGACGUUUUAGAGAACAGAAUCUACUGGACUGAUGUCAGCACUAAGACUAUAAGCAGAGCCUUCAUGAAUGGCAGUUUUGUUGAACCAGUGAUUGAGUUUGGUUUGGACUAUCCUGAGGGCAUGGCCGUGGACUGGAUGGGUCGAAACCUCUACUGGGCCGACACUGGCACCAACCGCAUUGAGGUGGCUCGCCUGGAUGGCCAGUACCGACAAGUGCUGGUGUGCAAAGAUCUGGACAACCCACGCUCUCUUGCUCUGGACCCAGCUAAUGGGUACAUGUACUGGACUGAAUGGGGAGGUCGUCCCAGGAUAGCUCGUGCAUACAUGGACGGAAGUAAUAUCGUAACUUUGGUAGACAAAGUGGGCCGAGCCAAUGGACUCACAAUCGACUACAUCGACCACCGGCUCUACUGGACAGACCUGGACACCUGCAUGAUCGAGUCUACAAACAUGCAAGGUUUGCAGAGGGAAAUAGUGGCCGACGAUCUUCCCAAUCCGUUUGGUCUCACCCAAUAUCGUGACUACAUCUACUGGACAGAUUGGAACCUGCGCAGUAUUGAGCGGGCGGACAAGCGUACUGGGCUGAACCGCACAGUGGUGCAGGGAAACCUGGAAUACGUAAUGGAUAUCCUGGUUUUCCACUCCUCCAGACAAGAUGGCGCCAAUGAGUGUUCGCAGAACAAUGGCAACUGUGCUCAUCUCUGCCUGGCGUCACCCUCUGGAGCCCAGUGUCGCUGUGCUUCUCACUACACCCUAGAGGCAAACGGACGCAACUGCAGCUCGCCCUCUAGCUUCCUGCUCUUCAGUCAAAAGAGCUCCAUCAGUCGAGUGGUCCUGGGAGAACAGAGUCCAGACAUGAUUUUGCCCAUCCACGUCAUGAAGAAUCUGCGAGCCAUCAGCUUCGACCCUCUGGAGCGCUUGGUCUACUGGGUGGAUGGCCGACAGAACAUCCGCAGGGCCCGAGACGACGGCACACAGGCAUCUACGGUUAUGACCCCAACCGGUCUCCACUCAAAGCAGCCCCAUGACCUGAGUCUGGACCCCUACAGCCGUACCGUCUACUGGACCUGUGAGUCCACUAACACCAUUAACAUCCACCGCUUGGAUGGCCACAUUAUUGGAGAGGUCCUGCGAGAUGACGUGGACAAGCCACGCGCUAUCGUAGUGAACGCAGAGAAAGGGUACAUGUAUUUCACCACGGUGCAGGAUCGCUCGGCUAAAAUCGAAGGUGCCUCUUUGGAUGGGACAGAGCGUGAAUCUCUCUUCACAACCGGCCUGAUCCGACCUGUGGCGCUGGCUCUUGACAAUAAGCUGGGCAAACUGUUCUGGGUUGAUGCGGACCUGAAACGAAUUGAAAGCAGUGACCUGUCUGGGGCCAAUCGGAUUGUUCUCCAGGACUCUAACAUUCUUCAACCUGUGGGCCUGACGGUGCUUGGCGAUCACUUGUACUGGAUCGACAAACAGCAGCAGAUGAUCGAGCGCGUGGACAAGCUGACCGGAGAGAAAAGAACCCGCAUUCAAGGCCGAAUCCAGUACCUGACUGGCAUUCAUGCAGUGGAGUACAUGGAACCAGAAGAGUUUGGGUCCCAUCCCUGUUCCCGUGACAACGGAGGCUGCUCUCACAUCUGCAUCGCUAAGGGUGACGGGACACCACGCUGCUCAUGUCCCAUGCACCUGGUGCUGCUGCAAAACCUACUCAGCUGUGGAGAGCCUCCCACCUGCUCCAGCGAACAGUUCACCUGUGCCACUGGCGAGAUUGACUGCAUCCCCAUGGCGUGGCGCUGCGACGGCAUCGCGGAGUGCGCAGACCACAGCGACGAGAUGAACUGCCCCAUCUGCUCUGAGGUUCAGUUCCAGUGUGACAAAGGCCAAUGUGUGGACGUCCAGCUGCGCUGUAAUGGGGAACCUGACUGCGCAGAUGGCUCUGACGAGCAGGAAUGCGACUCAAUGUGUAUGCCCAAUGAAUUUCGCUGUGGCAACAACCAGUGCAUUCUGAAGAAACAGCAGUGUGACUCCUUCCCAGACUGCACCGACAAAUCUGAUGAGCUAUUCUGUGAUUUCUCCUCGACUCCCAACGACCUUCCGCGCCACACCAGCACCAUCGGCCCUGUCAUCGGCAUCAUCCUCUCUGUCUUUGUGAUGGGAGGCAUGUGUUUCGUGUGUCAGAGAGUUGUGUGUCGCCAUUACAAGGGCCCCAACGGAGGCUUCCCGCAUGAGUACAUCAGUGGAACCCCUCACGUCCCCCUUAACUUCAUCUCACCCACGAAUUCACAGCACGGUACUUUCACAGGUAUUUCCUGUGGGAAGUCCAUGAUGAAUUCGGUGAGUCUAAUGGGCAGUAGUAGCAGUGGGGCGCCUCUCUAUGACAGGAACCAUGUGACUGGCGCUUCAUCCAGUAGCUCUUCCAGCACCAAAGGAGCUUUCUACCCUCAGAUGCUCAACCCUCCUCCAUCACCAGCGACAGAUCGCUCGCUUUACAACGCAGAAGUCUUUUAUUCGUCCAACAGUCCAUCCACAACCAGAUCUUACAGGCCCUAUAUGAUGCGAGGGGGUGCACCGCCCACCACCCCCUGCAGCACAGAUGUGUGCGACAGCGACUAUACCACCAGUCGGUGGAAAAGCAAUAAGUACUACAUGGAUCUAAAUUCAGACUCUGACCCCUACCCACCACCCCCAACACCACGCAGCCAGUACAUGUCAGCGGAGGAGAGCUGCCCUCCUUCGCCCUCUACAGAACGCAGCUACUUCCACCUGUGCCCCCCGCCCCCCUCACCCUGCACAGACUCCUCAUGACACCCGGCCAACAGCAACACUUUGUAAAUAAUUUUAAAUAUUUUUUAAAAAGAUUUUAUUUUAUUCUUUUCCACACGCUUGUUCAAGAAACAUUUCAAGCUCUUCUGGAGGGAGACAAAGUGGGUUUCCGGAAAUUCGCCCUGAACAAAUAUUUUGGACAGCUUGCACGAAUAAAUUGCGUUAUUACAAUACUUUUUAUAAGUUGCCACUUUCCCUAGGAACUCUUCAAUGUGCGAGUCUUUUAAAUAUCAACUGAAAUGCAUCUAAUUGAACUAUGUCACUGUUUCAGGAUGCUUAGAUUUAAUCUUCAUUUAUUUUGCAAUUAAAAAAAACUAUUUAAAAAAAAGUUUAAUUGCUCUGAGGUAGUAUCAAACCAAAUUGUCAAAAUAACACCAAAAUCAGCAGUUGCAGAGGAGUUGUAAAUAUGUGUAAUUAGGUAAAUAAUAAAUUGUCAUAAUGACCACGAGGUGUUCUUUUGAUUUUGUUCUAUGUGAAUAUGAUACGAUUCCAAGUAUAUGUUUGUUCUUUUUCUGUUUACCAAAAGUGUGUUUGCUGCUAUUGUACAUAAAUCAUUAAAUGUAAAUAAUGACAAAUGAAAACAGCCAGCUAAAACAUGUUUGUUUAUAAUGAAACUGACCAUAGACCAUUGUAAAAAUUGUUUUGAUUGUGAUGUUAUUAAUCUCUCAUAGCAAAAGAUUUUCAGCUUUGAUUGUGUAUAGUCAUAUCUGAAUAUACAUGUGAAAUGCCAUUACUUUGAAGGAGUGAGCCUGGAUUUGCUUUGGCACAAACCAAUUUUGUUUAUACUUCUGUCUUUAAGAGACAAAGUCGCCUGCUUUCUAGUGAACCAUUUGUAGAGUCUGUUAAAGAACUAAAAAUAAUACUUAGAAUAAUAAUAAGGCUAAACUAAGCUAUGAUUUUAACAAAAGAGUAUGUGGUUAAAUAUACCAUAAUACUAUGGUAAUAAACUCUGCCUCUUUUUCAUCAAAUCCAAUUUAGAAAAAGGUUUUAGAUUCAGAUUUCAGACCUUUUUUUUUUUAUUAUUAUUAUUAUUAUAAUUUUUUUUUUUUUUUUUAAAAAAAAGUAAAAUACAACUGAAUUUCCCCAUUUAUAUGUUCAUUCAGAAAAGUAGAUUUGUUUUUCAGGUUAAAACAUGUCUUGUACCAUUGACAUGCCAUUUAUGUCUGUUUGAUCAAAAUUAUCUUGAAAUUUCAAUUUUGUCUUGUUGCCAAAUUGAGCACUUAUGAAAUUACAAAUGCAUAAAAAUUACAAUUACUAGAUGUAGAAAAUCUAGAGGUGAUCAGGUCAGUUAUAAGAUUAAAUGCGUCUUCAUCAUAACUGAAAAUGAUUACAUUAUUUGUUUUUACAGAUAGCCAUACAAGAAAAGCAUGUAACCGUGUCUUUUAAGGCAAAUAUAUCAUCUCAAAAGACCAGCUUAACAAGUAAUGCAAAUUUUCAUCAUUAAGCUAUAAUUAUGAUCAUCCUCUAGGUUAUUUCAACAAGCUGUCAUUUGCCGUGAAUGCGAAUGAAUUUAGUUUGUUUGGAUUCUUAACCACUUGGCAGGUCAGCAGUUUGACCUGUUACCAUCCACUCACACUGAGGGAUAUGCUUCUCAGUGCAGUCAGUGUCUUUGUUUUGUGUACAAAUGCCUCAUAUAAUGCACACUUGUGACGAUUUUUGUAUCAAAAGCAUUUUUAUAAAUAAUAAAGGUUCUAUUUUAAA